This is a messenger RNA of Guillardia theta CCMP2712, 252 nucleotides long. RefSeq lists its product as hypothetical. The transcript has a single exon. Lineage: Eukaryota; Cryptophyceae; Pyrenomonadales; Geminigeraceae. The record is from RefSeq and is a predicted model, not a curated record. Bases 1 to 252 code for a protein of 83 amino acids.
AUGGGAGACGACUACUCGGUGGGAGACGACUACGACUACUCGGUGGGAGACGACUACUCGGUGGGAGACGACUACUCGUUGGGAGACGACUACUCGGUGGGAGACGACUACUCGGUGGGAGACGACUACUCGGUGGGAGACGACUACUCGGUGGGAGACGACUACUCGGUGGGAGACGACUACUCGGUGGGAGACGACUACUCGGUGGGAGACGACUACUCGUUGGGAGACAACUACUCGGAUCUGAUGUGA